This is a messenger RNA of Motacilla alba alba, 2258 nucleotides long. It is a transcript of the gene CCDC77, whose product is annotated as coiled-coil domain containing 77. The transcript has 12 exons. NCBI's taxonomy places the organism in Eukaryota, Metazoa, Chordata, Aves, Passeriformes, Motacillidae. Gene Ontology annotation, cellular component: centrosome. The record is from RefSeq and is a predicted model, not a curated record. The coding region runs from base 129 to 2042 and encodes 637 amino acids.
UCCCUCCUCCCGUUACCAGGAGGCUUUACAAGAUCUGCUGCACGCAGAUUAAAACAUUUCUCUGCGUCACUUCCCUGCCAGAUUAAGGAGGUGCCACCCACAUUUUACGUGUGGGAAACACACGUCCAAUGCAAAUGGCUAAUUUUAAGAGAAGUUACAGCCCGAAUCGCUGCCCUCACACACAGCUCCAUAAGCACAGGCCCCGCGCCCCGCCGCAGGCCCUCCGGCCGCCCCGGAACUACAACUCCCAGACGCCCCGGCGCGGAACCGCUGCCGCCCGUAUCGCGAGCGCUGAUUGGCGCAGGCUGCCGGCCCCGCAUGAAAGCCUGUCUGUGAUUGGAGGAGGCCGCGGGGGCGGGGCGUCGCGCGAUUUAAGCCGCGGCGGGGCCGGUGCGGCCGUUGCUCGCCCGUUGGAGCCGUGCGGAGGCGGAGGCGGGAUCCCCAUCCCGGGACCUCCAUCCCGGGGCUUUUCCAGCGGGGCUCCCGCCGGGCACCCCCGUUCACCAGCCUACCGGGGUGCCCGAAGCCGCUCUCCCCCACCCAUGGACGGCCCGGCUCUCCGCAAGGCCGCGAUGAGCGCAGCGGAGCGCGCUGCGGGGAGCCCGCGCUGCCCAAGGCUGCCAAGCCCCCGUGCCUCUUCGAGAUCUGCUGAGUCCCGGUGUCCGAGUCAGGAGGAUUUCCCUCCCCUCCCAUCCCUCAGCGAGCGCUUGGCCCAUCUGAACCCUUCCCACGAGCUCCUGGAAUAUUACCGCAAGAAGAUCGCUGACUUCGAUGAGGAACAUGAGGAAUUGGUGAAAAGGCUGGAGAAAUACAAACAAGCCUAUGAUGAACAGCACCAGUUGCAGUGGGAAGUCCGCCACUUGGAAGAGGAGAUUGCAGAGCUGCAGAAGGCUUUGAGUGAUAUGCAGGUGUACCUGUUCGAGGAGAAGGAGCAGGUCCUGCGCCUGUACUCGGAGAAUGACCGUCUGAAACUCAGGGAAUUGGAGGACAGGAAAAAGAUCCAACAACUCCUGGCUCUACUGGGAGCAGAUGAAGGAGAAGUUACAUAUUUUCAUAAGGAGCCUCCACAUAAGGUUACUGUUCUGCAAAGGCCAGCAGAGAUCCAAGAACAAGAUGAUGUUUCUAGCACAGGUACAGAGAAGAGCACUUCAAAACCAACAGCAAAAGGAGAGAAAUUCAGAAGUUCUGGGAGAGAGCAAAAAGAUGGGGACAUACUUCUACUACAGGUGAAGGCCUUGCAGGCUCAGAUAGAAGAACAGACACGAUUAACCAAGGAACAGGUUGAGGCACUGCUCGAGGACAGGCGGAUUCAGAUGGAGGAAGCUGAGGUCCGGCAUCAGAAGGACCAGGAAAAGAUAAAAGCUAUAACAGAGAAGCUCCAUAAGACCCAAAAUCUCUUAUAUGAGAGUACCCGGGACUUUCUCCAGCUCAAGUUUGAUGCCAGGGCCAAUGAGAAAGCAUGGAUGGCAGAGAAGGACAGUCUGUUGAAGAAACUUGGCAAAGGUCUGGAUCAUCUUGCUUUCAGCACAGAGUCAGGACAGAAGAAGCAGGCAGAGCUGAAGAAGAUGCUUCAAGCAAGUGAUGGAGCUUCAAAACUCCACAGCAGAGAAAUAAAGUUACUGCAAGACAAGCUAGUGCAGGAAAAACACCUGUCACACAUGUACAGAGAGCAGUGUGUCUCCCUGGAAGGGGAGGUGGCUAGGAUCCGUGAGGAGAGAGAUGCUGGCAAAGAACUCUUUCAGGAACGCACAGAAAAGAUGGGGAAGCGCCUGAAACUGAUGACUCAGCGAUGUGAAGCCUUGGAAAAACGUCGUAGUAUGGAAGUAGAGGGCUUCAAGAAUGACAUUAAACAGCUUCAGCAGAAACUGAAAGAUGUAGAGAAGAAGAUUUAUAAGGUGGCUUUGAAUUUGGGACCAGACCAGGAUCUUGCAAUUCUACGUGAGAUCCGCCAAGGAAACAAACUAACACGUAAAAUUCAAGGAGAACUGAAAGACUUAAAAACAAAGAUCUACAUCUUGGAGGAUGAACUACGGCACUGCUGAAGCUGAAUUAUUAGCUGGCAUCCUAAUUUUAGGAAUAGGACAUUGCUAGACUUGAAUAGAACAGCUCCUGCUUGUUUGUUUCCUGGCAUCCAUCAACAGAAGGUGGAAGAAAUCUACUGUUCAUGUCAUAGGUGUACAUGAGCCAUUCCUAAUGUACCAAACUGUAUUGCUGUUUGAGCUGAGAGAUGGCACCUGAUAAAACUGACUUUAAAAGUA